This is a messenger RNA of Meloidogyne enterolobii, 506 nucleotides long. NCBI's taxonomy places the organism in Eukaryota, Metazoa, Nematoda, Chromadorea, Rhabditida, Meloidogynidae. The record is from the annotation of a GenBank genome assembly.
UUUCAGCUACAAUUAAUGCUCCUUCUCAAAAGGACCCUUCCUCCAAUUUUCGAAUAUUUUAUGGAGCUGAAAUUGAUUGUAUAGUGCCCUCGAGUGGACAAUAUUUGGGGCUCAAAACACAAUAUAAAAUGCUUGGAUUUGGGCAGGGAUUUACUGAUAAAGUCUUAAGAUGGUGGGCCCAAGCUUAUUUGGCUGGAAUUAGAAAAUUGGCUAUUGGAAUUCAUGAAAAUGGUCGAUUAAAUCAAGUUGAAUAUCUCGAAAUGAGUUCUUUGGCUAAUCAUUUGUCCAUGUCUGGUGUCAAUGUGGCUUGCUGCUUUGUUUUUCUGUAUAAAUUUCUUGAGGCAGUCAAAAAAUAUUUGGAUAUGGCACCUGAGGGAGUUAUUCUCUUAUCUGAACGUUUACCUACCUCAACUGAAUUCAAUUUUAAAUUGUUUGAUCCAGGCAGUGCAGAAGCGGCAAUUUAUGAGGUUAUAAGUAAUGAAUUUAAGUCUCAUGGUUGGCUUUAA